Triplophysa dalaica is the source of this 994-nucleotide messenger RNA. It is a transcript of the gene tcf21, whose product is annotated as transcription factor 21. The record is from RefSeq and is a predicted model, not a curated record. Gene Ontology annotation, biological process: developmental process; regulation of transcription by RNA polymerase II. Gene Ontology annotation, molecular function: DNA-binding transcription factor activity, RNA polymerase II-specific; RNA polymerase II transcription regulatory region sequence-specific DNA binding; protein dimerization activity. Lineage: Eukaryota; Metazoa; Chordata; Actinopteri; Cypriniformes; Nemacheilidae. The coding region runs from base 76 to 615 and encodes 179 amino acids. The transcript has 2 exons.
GACACAGGACACGUUUCUACUCACAACUCGCAUCUUUUCAGAUUUUUCUACAUAGCUCACCUCAUCCACUUUAACAUGUCCACCGGUUCCAUCAGCGAUGUGGAUGAAUUUCACGAGUCUGAGCUGCUGGAUGGUCUUUUGAAAUUCGGUUCCGGUAAAGACCCGGGGACAUCAAACGAGAGCACAGGGGACAGCUCCAACUGCGAAGGGACUUCGGUUACAGAAUUUACAGCAACCGCGGGAAAGCGGCGCAAAUCGGCAGCCAUGCGUAAAUCGGCACCUAACGGUGUGUGCCAAGAAGGCAAGCCGGGACAGAGGAACGCGGCGAACGCGCGCGAGAGGGCGAGGAUGCGAGUGUUGAGCAAAGCUUUCUCCCGGUUGAAGACAACUUUACCGUGGGUUCCACCGGACACCAAACUCUCCAAGCUGGACACGCUGCGCCUGGCCUCCAGUUACAUCGCUCACCUGCGACAGAUACUUGCCAAUGACAAAUACGAGAAUGGCUACAUCCAUCCUGUCAACUUGACUUGGCCAUUUAUGGUGGCGGGGAAACCAGAAAACGAGCUUAAAGAAAUGCUUACUUCUACACGUUUAUGUGGGACUACAGCUUCCUGAGGAACAAAUUGGACUUCAAACAUGGACCUACUUUACGUAUUUUUAUCAAAACUUAAUAGCCACAUCAUCUCCUAUCUAAACACACGAGUGGGAAUAACUGGGGACCAAAUCCUCACUCGCAUUCCUGUAAAGAGAAAUUGCUAUCUAUUUAAUAUUCACACCAAUGCCUUGCUGGUUCAAGGCAAUACAGUGUGGUUUUUAUACAGUUGUUUUUUGUAUAAAUGCUGUCAUCACGUUUUUUUUUAGAAAACUUAAUAAAACAAAAAGAUUUAUAAAAGUAAAAUAGCUUUGCUUAGUAUCAAGAUCAUCACGCCUUUGCUCUCGGCAGCUGAUGGCAAAAAGAUGACUGUAAAUAAAAAUGGCUGAUGUUUUAUAGUGA